Molecule: messenger RNA, 2072 nt
Organism: Daucus carota subsp. sativus
Lineage: Eukaryota; Viridiplantae; Streptophyta; Magnoliopsida; Apiales; Apiaceae
Exons: 6
Coding region: 255-1772 (505 amino acids)
Biological process (GO): cortical microtubule organization
Cellular component (GO): cortical microtubule
Source: RefSeq, a predicted model, not a curated record
AUAUCACCUUAAUUCAAAUAUUGUAAACACUGUUUCUUCCCCCCUCAAUAACAAAAAGAAAUAAAUAUCGAGCCUUUAUUGUCAAAGCUACUCUCUCAGAUUGUCUCAUUUAUUGAACCCUUUUCUUCUAAUUUUUCGUUCAAAGUUUCUUUUUUUCAUCUUUCUUUAAUUUGAAUAAAUAUUUAAUAAUAAAUUUUCACUUUUUGGGACUGCCCAUCUUCUCCAAUCUUGUUGCCAGCUUGGUUUCUGCAGCAAUGGCGGCUUCAGUAGAGUACAGAAAUAUGAUGAAGGAGAAUGAGGAUGAUUUGUCAAUGUUUUUCGAGAUGCGGAACCGGGAAUUGGGAAUUAAUGAUCUUUCACUAAUUCAAAACUCUGAUGAUUUUGAUGAUUCGUUCGGAUCGAAACCAAAGAUAACAUCAAUUGAUGCAGCAGUACAUGGUCCGAAAUCAAUAGCUGAUGAAUUUCUGGAUUCUGAAAAUGGCAAAACUGAUUAUGACUGGCUUCUUACACUACCUUGCGCUCCAUUGGAAAAGGGUGUGGUAAAAACAACUGGAAAUGCUAAAUUCCAAACAACUGCUCCAAGAUCUAAAUGUGCAGAACCCCCUUUAAAAUCUGCUUCGAGUGAGGUAACAUCAUAUAGGCAGAGAAGAUCUGCCAGUGCUGGCACUAGAAGGUCGUCAUCAUCAGGGGUUGGAGGAUCAGUCGCUAGACCUGCUACACCAACGGGACGUCCCACGUUACCUGCAUUAGUGAAGCCCUUGAGGUCCUCUACCCCUUCUUCAAGAACAGCAUUAGUUCCUUCCAGUAAAAUUGUGGCUCCUCACAAGAGAUCCUCAACUCCAACAAGAUCUACUGCCCGUUCUUCUACACCAACUGGAAGACCCUCUAUACUAGCAUCUUCCAAAUCAGCAUCAAGAUGUGCAACUCCAAGUCAGUCAUCUGACCAAUCUAGUUUAUGUAGCGCAUCCGCUCCUGCUGGUCGUUCUUCUUCGGUGACAAGGUCAAGUGCUACAACCAAUAAAAAAACAAUUCCAUCACGUGCUAUUUCCCCCUCAGCGAAGUCUACAUCACAGAGGUCUGAGGUGCCUGGUUUCCUCACUGAUGCUCCACCAAAUUUGAGGACAUCAUCAUCCAGAAGGCAUGCUUCAGCAUCUAAGGAAAGGCCAUGUGCACCUAAUUCUCAACCAUCCACUGCUGAAGCUGUCUCCAGUGGAAAACCGAGACAGAAACCAUACACUUCACUAAAAUCACAGGUCUCAAGUGGUAAUUCCCAAAACAGCGGGAGACCUGUGAUAGUGAAAAGUCGCAAGUACUUCAACGCUAAUGAUGAUGUAAACCCUGUUUUAAUGGGAACUCAAAUGGUUGAAAGGGUUGUGAAUAUGAGAAAACUAGCACCCCCAAAGCAAGAUGAUCUUGUCUCUGAUCAUAGUAACUCUAAGAAGUCCUCUUCCCAGGAGAGUUCAGGAUUUGGUCGAUCACUCUCCAAGAAAUCGUUAGAUAUGGCCAUAAGGCAUAUGGACAUCGGUCGCAGCAUCUCAGGUAACAUGCGGUCGCUAAUGAAAGAUGUUCCUGCUUCUUCUGUUUACAGCCUGAGAUCCAAGUCCACUAAAGUCGGGAUAUCUAAAGCUUCCCAGUCUUUAAUCACAAGCAGCAAUGCUAGUUCGGAACGUAGCUUUAACACCAGCUCCCAUGAUUUAAAUGGAAGUGAAGUGGAAGAUAUUGACCUCGGCAGUGAGCAAGGACAUUCUUCUUCCAACAGCCAGCGCGGAUAACAACUCUCAUCUCGAUUUGCUGGUUACCGUCUUUUUCUCAAUAUGAGUCAACUUAGAAGGCAAGGGACAGAACCUGAUCACCUACAAGAAGCUGGAAAAACUCUUUCCUUCUCUUGUACUAGCAUUAUAUGUAUUGUUGAGUUGCAUUUGGAUAUUUAUUUUGAUGAUCCUUUGCAGUCUCAUCGAACUCCUUUCGAUCUCUAAUCGUAUCAUCUUCCCUUGCAAUGUGAACUGUUUGUUAAAUUAAGUUGCAGAUAAUCUGUGUAAAAUACUGGAAUCAAGUACAUUUAUCUGUUUUAA